CAAAUCAUUGAUCUUUGGAGACUUUGAUGAGAAAUGUUUGAGCUCAUAUUGAGAUCUCUGACUUCUGAUGCAGACUUUGGCAUCUUGAGCACAGUUUGAGAUUGUUUUUCUCAUCCGAGAAGCAGGAUUUUCUAUUUGCUACGCGUUUUAUCAUUUAAACUGCUAUUUAGGAGAAACCUCCGCGACAUUAAACAGAUCUAUCAAUCUGUGUCUCCUCACAAAAACACCUGACUCGGAGCAUGCUGGUCCAAUCACAGAGAGGCUGUGGGCAGCUGUCUGCUCCAUCUGUCUGCUGUCGGUUCGAGUGCUGAGCGCCGGUGCUCUUUAACUCUGUGAGUCUGGCUGUGUGUUCACUGUCUGUCUCUCUCUCCCUCCGUCUGUCUCUCUCAUGGCCUCCGAGCGCUCGUCCGCUGAGAGUCGCUCCUCGCACCUGAGCUCUGACCCGACCAUCGGCACCGACGCUUCGGCCAACAGCAUGUGGGAGGAGAGCUUCGACACAGAGAAUCAUGGUGUGAGCACUAAGAGAGAUUACUCUCCCGUGUCCUGGAGCGAAUACUUUGAAAUGAUGGACGACGUGGUCAUCGGGUCAGGAGAGACUAAGGAUGUGUUCCGUGUGUAUAAAAGCGGUCAGGACGGACCACUGCUGGUUCUGCUUCACGGAGGAGGGCAUUCGGCUCUGUCCUGGGCCGUUUUUACGGCAGCGAUGGCCAGUCGGGUCACUUGUCGGGUGUUGGCCAUGGAUCUCAGGGGUCACGGUGCUACGCAGGUCCGGCACGCCGAUGACCUCUCCACACAAACCAUGUCCAGAGACGUAGCCAAUGUGGUGCGAGCGACGUACGGCGAGACCCCGCCCCCCAUCAUCCUGGUGGGUCACAAUGUGGGCGGAGCCAUCGCGGUGCAUGCGUCCAGUGGACUGCUGCCCUCUGUGGUGGGGCUGGUGGCCAUCGACGUGGUGGAGGGUGAGAAACACUGCGUCAUCUGUCAAUAUGAACCAGCAUCAUCGUCAAAAUGGAUGCACUGAUAUCACAAAAAAAAGAAAACUACUACUAC
This is a messenger RNA of Sinocyclocheilus rhinocerous, 1050 nucleotides long. RefSeq names its product protein phosphatase methylesterase 1-like. The transcript is spliced from 6 exons. The record is from RefSeq and is a predicted model, not a curated record. Gene Ontology annotation, biological process: protein demethylation. Lineage: Eukaryota; Metazoa; Chordata; Actinopteri; Cypriniformes; Cyprinidae. Bases 389 to 1021 code for a protein of 210 amino acids. Gene Ontology annotation, molecular function: protein methylesterase activity.